AUGGACGUUACGGUCGCUACACGGCGAGAAGAGCGUUUGCCAAAGGCUCAAUCCAAUGGCGCCCUUACCGUCCGAGACGCCAGGACAGAAUUGCUAUCCAAAGAGGAGCGCGAAAAGAGGCGGCGAGAGAAGCAGGCACAGCUAGCCUACGGCCGCGGGCGACGAAUAGAUGUGAAGGGAAUCAAGGACAAGAAGCUGCGCAGCAACCUGUCGAAACUGGAAACGAAAUACAAGGAUGCGACCCUCAAGGCUAAAGAUGCAGAAAUUCUCUUGGAGAACACUGCUGGCUUCUUAGAGCCAGAGGCCGAGCUUGAGAAAACAUACAAAGUGCGCCAGGACGAUAUUCGACGCGAUGUCGGCGUCGAGACUGCGCAGAAGGGGUUUGAGCUGAAACUAGAUGCUCUGGGACCCUACGCCUGCGAAUACACACGAAACGGGCGAGAACUGUUACUUGCUGGGCGGAAAGGUCAUGUCGCAACGAUGGACUGGAGGGAAGGGAAGCUGGGCUGCGAAUUGCAGCUCGGUGAGACAGUGAGGGACGUACGGUGGCUGCACAAUAACCAAUACUUCGCGGUUGCGCAGAAGAAGUACGUGUACAUCUACGACCGGAAUGGUGUGGAGAUCCAUUGUCUGCGGAAACAUACCGAGGUCGCCCAUAUGGAGUUCCUGCCCUACCACUUCCUUCUGGCAACCCUGGGUCUCUCGGCCAAUCUGAAGUAUCAGGACGUCUCGACAGGCCAAAUUGUAUCAGAAAUCCAUACAAAAUUCGGACCACCAGUUUCUUUAACGCAAAAUCCCUAUAACGCCAUAUUACAUAUGGGUCACCAGAAUGGCACCGUUACUCUAUGGUCACCAAAUUCAACAGAGCCGCUGGUUAAGCUUCUCGCCCACAAGGGUCCUGUUCGGUCCCUCGCAGUUGAUCGAGAGGGUCGAUAUAUGGUCUCCACUGGUCAGGACAACAAGAUGGCUGUGUGGGAUAUUCGUAUGUUCAAGGAAGUCAAUAAUUACUUCACUAGAACACCUGCAUCUUCAGUCUCGAUAUCAGAUUCCGGUCUAACGGCAGUUGGAUGGGGCACCAGGACUACCAUAUGGAAGGGGCUAUUUUCGAAACACGCAUCCACUCAGGAGAAGGUUUCGAGUCCCUACAUGGCUUGGGGAGGCGAAGGCAACCACAUAGAGCGAGUACGGUGGUGCCCGUUUGAAGAUAUCCUCGGCCUGGGUCAUGAUCAGGGUUUCUCAUCCAUCCUGGUUCCUGGCGCUGGAGAGGCCAACUUCGAUGCCAUGGAAGUCAACCCAUUCGAGACUGCCAAGCAACGGCAAGAGUCUGAAGUCAAGUCUCUCCUGAACAAGUUGCAGCCAGAGAUGAUUGCACUAGAUCCCAAUUUCAUCGGUAAUUUGGACUUGCGAUCUCACAAGCAGCGUGAGGACGAAAAGGAUCUUGAUGCUCCCGCAGUGGACAUCGCUGAAGAAAUUAGGAAUAAGGCAAGAGGCAAGAAUAGUGCUCUGAAGAAAUACCUAAGAAAACAACGAAAGAAGAACAUCAUAGACGAGAAGAGGCUCAGAGUUGAGGAAAUAUAUAAAGAACAACAGGAGCGGAAGGAUGAAAAGCACAAGGAACGUCAAGAACAGCUGGGCCCAGCGCUGGCCAGAUUCGCACGCAAGGAAUAG
Messenger RNA from Phaeoacremonium minimum UCRPA7, 1668 nucleotides. RefSeq names its product putative small nucleolar ribonucleoprotein complex subunit protein. Gene Ontology annotation, molecular function: protein binding. The transcript has 2 exons. Gene Ontology annotation, cellular component: nucleolus; 90S preribosome; small-subunit processome. Gene Ontology annotation, biological process: maturation of SSU-rRNA from tricistronic rRNA transcript (SSU-rRNA, 5.8S rRNA, LSU-rRNA). Bases 1 to 1668 code for a protein of 555 amino acids. NCBI's taxonomy places the organism in Eukaryota, Fungi, Ascomycota, Sordariomycetes, Togniniales, Togniniaceae. The record is from RefSeq and is a predicted model, not a curated record.